Messenger RNA from Galleria mellonella (greater wax moth), 1536 nucleotides. Its product is annotated as ethanolaminephosphotransferase 1-like. Lineage: Eukaryota; Metazoa; Arthropoda; Insecta; Lepidoptera; Pyralidae. Gene Ontology annotation, molecular function: ethanolaminephosphotransferase activity. Gene Ontology annotation, cellular component: endoplasmic reticulum membrane; Golgi apparatus. The transcript has 9 exons. The record is from RefSeq and is a predicted model, not a curated record. Bases 259 to 1434 code for a protein of 391 amino acids. Gene Ontology annotation, biological process: phosphatidylethanolamine biosynthetic process.
UAAUCAAACGAAACGUUUGACGCAAACGAUCGUGUUUAAAAAUAUUAUUUUUAAAUAAGUUAACUAUUAUGAACUCGUGUUUAUUAUUAUAUUUUAGUUUAAAUUAUUAACAGCCAUAUCUUUUAAAUAUAACAUCCUAAUUAUCAGUGCAUAUAAAGAAAAUGUUGUUUAAUAAUUCAUUUCAAAUACAAUUUUUUGUUCAAAUAAGUUAAGUGUGGAUUUUUUGUUGAUUGUUGUUGUUUAAAAAAAAAUAUCAAAAUGUUCAAUUAUAAAUAUCUAAGUCAAAAUCAUUUGAAGGGAUUCGAUAAAUAUAAGUACAGCGCCAUAGAUACGAGUCCACUCAGCAACUAUGUGAUGCAUCCUUCAUGGAACUAUUGCGUUCAGUUUAUACCGAAAUGGAUAGCACCGAAUCUAUUAACAUUUGCGGGGUUUGUGUGUAUGGUCAUAGAUGUUGUAAUACUCUCAAUAUAUGAUUACAAAUUAUAUGCGUCAGGGGGCCCAGCUGACAGAAUAAUAAAUGAAACUGAAUUGCCAUUCUGGGUAUACCCGGUGUGUGGACUUCUCUUAUUCCUAGCUUAUAAUUUAGAUGGUAUAGAUGGUAAGCAGGCGCGUCGAAUAGGUGUCUCAGGGCCGCUGGGUGAGAUGUUUGACCACGGACUAGACUCCUACAUUGUGUUUCUGAUACCCUAUUGCCUCGUCUCCCUUUUCGGUAGAGACCAUGACUUCUCAAUUCCCACUUUCAGGGGCUUCUUACUAUGUGUGAGUAUCACGCUGAACUUUUACACGAGUCACUGCGAGAAAUACAGCACGGGCACACUUUUCCUACCGUGGGGGUACGACUUGAGUAUGUGGGUAGCAACCAUUCUGUUCCUAGUGCCUUACUUUUUGGGUCGUGACGUAUACAAGUUCUACAUGUUUGGGGACAUCACCUUCGUGCAAUUCCUGGAGGUGCUCAUUCACGCCACUGGACUCUUUACCACGUUGCCCGUCGCCAUUUACAAUGUUUACUUAUACCGAAAAAGUCAGAAGUCCACGAAGAUGACAUUGUUGCAGGCAUUCAAGCCUGUAUGGUCAAUGCUGACGAUGAUUCUCAUUUUAACAACAUGGGCACUCCACUCCCCUAACGAUAUCAUGUUAUACGAUCCCAGAGCGUUCUUCCUGUUGUACGGGACUUUAUUUAGCAAUAUUUCCAGCCGUUUGAUAGUGGCAAUAAUGGGUAGCCAAAGGUGCGAGGCAGUUUGUUGGCUGUCCUACCCACUACUAGUCAGCACGCUUGUCUCACUCACUUGGCCGGCUGUUGAAAUUGUGCUCUUUUAUGGUUUUACAUUGAUAGCAAUUGGUGCUCAUGUGCAUUAUGGAAUAUGUGUGGUGCAACAAAUAUGCAGUUAUUUAAAAAUCAAAUGUUUCGUAGUUCCUAAAGAGAAAAUUAAGUAAAAUUUAAUUUUUAACAAUUAACUAGAACAAUUUCAAUGCAAUUGUUAAAUUAGCUAUAUUAUUUAUUGUAUUAAUAUUUUAAUAUACGAAUGAACGAAUGAG